Messenger RNA from Dermacentor albipictus, 7674 nucleotides. RefSeq lists its product as uncharacterized. Lineage: Eukaryota; Metazoa; Arthropoda; Arachnida; Ixodida; Ixodidae. The record is from RefSeq and is a predicted model, not a curated record.
GGUCGCUCGCUCGCUCCGGGCUUUCGGUGAGCGCUCUCUCGCCGCUCGUGGUGUUGGUGGUGGUGGUAGCGGGAGAAACGCCUCGCACGCGCAGCCAAGCGACAACCGUCAAUGGCAGACGCCUUCCGAGCAGCCGCCGACACCACAACCGCCGGACCCAGCGGAGCACUCCUUGCCGGUCGCUGGUCUGUCACAUCACCGUGCCGACAUGAAGGUAAUUGGCGCCUUCUCCAGAAAUCCCCCUGAAACGACGGACCAACGCUGUCUUUCCCAGGCGGAGACGCCUUCGCUGCCGCGGCCGUGGCUGCGUGAGUCCGCAUGGCCGGCCUGAUGACGUCAGCCGGCGAGGACGCGAUGACGUCGUCAGACGGCAACGUCAGCAGCACCAGCAGCGGUGGCGGCAACAGCGGCAGCGCCGCAGGCAACAACGAGACGCCCUGGGCUGACCUCUGGUGGAAGGAGCGGGUGCAGGUGGCGUCUCCGGACUGGGCCGAGCUGCGACAGCGCGUGCAGUGGCUGUGGCCCGUGCACGCGUACGGCCUGGCCUGCCUCUUCCUCGGGCUGGCCGUCACCGCCUUCCUGACGGCGCUCGGCCUGCGGGCCAGGCUGUCGGCGAGGCCGCACCUCUCCACCCUCAACGUCUUCCUGAUGGUGCUCGGCCUGACGCGCUGCUUGUGCCUGUUCCUCGACCCGUACGGUUCCAGGCAGCUGAUGCCUAGCGUGAUGUUGGCCAUGCUGUGGGACCUGGCCUUCCCGUGCCUGCUGUCGGCCUUCUCGCUGCUCCAGCUGGCCUUCGUGCAGCUCACGCAGGCCAAGCCCAGUCCCGCACGCGUCGGUGACGAGACGUGCGUCUCGCUCGUCGUCGUCUUUCACUUCUGCCUCGCCAUCGCCUCGGACCUCUUCUGGGCCAUGCAGAACUCGUUCAGGGUGGUGUGGCUGUUCACACAGCUCUCCUUCACUGCCUGGGGCCUGUUCCUGUGUUCUUCGUGCGUCUGCUCCUGCCUGCGGCUGCAGCAGUCCAUCUCCCAGCUGCCCAUGCUGCUGUUCCUGCCUCCGCAAGGGCCCGCAGACGCGGCCACCGACGUCGCGGCCUCUUCCGCCUGCUACGACAACAAGGGCAUCAUGGCGCUGGGAACGCUCGAAAGGUCCGGCAGCGGCGCGGCCGGUCGCUCCAUGCCCCGCAGCUACACGGCCAGCGGCGUGCCCAUGCGCGGGGCGUGGGAGGAGGCGCUGGCGCCCAGGAUCCGGGUCACGGACGAGCACCAACGCACCGUCAGCCUGAGCAGCGCCCAGGGCACCGGGGGAAGACCCUCGUCGCCUUCCAACGGGCGCAGGACCGCCAGUUCUUCGUCGUCGACAGAAGGUCCGGAACCAGACCCGGAGCCGGAACCCGACGCGGGACCUGAUUUACCGAAGAGCUCCGGUGGCCUACGCUCGCAAACUUCGCUGCCUCUCUGCCCGUCGCAGCUCACUCGCGAACAGCAGCAGCCGCUCAUGUCCAAGCUCGAUGUGGAGUUCGGAGUCACCGAACAGCAGCCCUCCUCAGCCGUUCAACGGGACCAGAAGCGGAGGCAGACCCUUCCGAGAACGAGCCAUUCGGCUCGGUCCUGGACCCGUUCCCGAGAAACCGCCGGUUCUCUGCUGCUGACGACGGCGUACGGCAGGGGCCAGCCUCAGCCGCAGAAGAAGCGCAGCCGCGUGGAGCGGCUGCUGCGCCAGACGCUGCUGGCCGCCGUGCUGGGCAUCGUGCUGUGCUGCCUGCAGGGAUACGGCGUGGCCGGGCCGCACGGCAUGUUCGCCGCCACGCCCAGGGCCGCCGCGGUGCUACCCUGGUUCGCCUACCACACGCUGCACAGGUGCCUGGAGCUCGCCAUGGCCUGCACCAUGGCCAGCGUGACGAGGAAGUCGCUCUACAGCAACUGCUACCGGUCACACAGCUGCAACGAAAAGUACCGGGGCUCCCUCUUCUCUUGAGCGCUCGGACGACCCGGUCACUUUUUGUCUUCGCCAAAAAAACCCUGAGCACGGGAGGCGUGUCGACGGCUUUUGGCAAGACGCUGCCAGCAACACCCCGUGCACUGCUGCGACGCCAUACUGCAGCACGCGCUGCCAAAGCGACGCCACCCGUCAACGGCACGCACGUCAGUAGCCCGUCCGGAGCGCACGAGCACGCGCGCUCGCCUGCAGUGCUAAUACUCAUCGGUGCCAUCUUACAUCUUCUCUGCCAGGGCAAAGGACGCAUUUGUGCCAUCGUCCUACGUACAGACACUGGUUAAGACACGCCCGCGGGCGUCCUGUCGGCCCGCGUCGGCCGCCAUCUUAAGAUUCGCGUGUACGCGUGUGUGGUUGGUUCGCGCUGGCCGCCAUUUUGAGGUUUGUGUGUGCGCGUGUGUGAUUGGUCCGCGCUGGCCGCCGUAUAGUUAUUGUUCGUGCCCACGCGCGCGCGCGUGUGUGUGUGUCGUGUGUGUGUCGAGCGUUAAAGAUAUGAAAACGCACCAACCCCCUUCGUAUCGGUCGCAGGCUGCGUCGGAGACAGUUGCUUCGCUUUCUGCUUGGGGAAGUGCAGCAUUGCUUGUUCACGUCUGGCAUUGUCAGCUUCGUGGCGGCGUGUUGUGACGUAAUGGGAGCGGCGCUGCAACACGGCGACCUGCAUUCACAGGGCCGUCCGUGCCGGUAACACCUAUAGGGGUUCGCUUAUUUGACGUUACUGACACGGCUGGCCUGUCACGACGGCCAAAAAAGAAAAGAACGUAGUCCCAGGUUCGACGAAACGAAGGAUUGUCCGGCGACGUGGAAAAGAAACCACUUUAGCACAACUUAGCGAAGCUUUCCCCUCGCCCCCAUGAGCAGCCCCACGAUCUCGCCCGUUCCUUCGGAUUAUAUUCGGUAACAAUCAGUUCCAGCUCGAAUGAAACGGAAAGCAGGCGUUACUGCAACUACACGUGGGAAAUCUUAAUAUAAAUGGUUUGCGUUCAUACUUAACGACUAACGUAUCGCGCGAUGUACAUCCAGAAGGGUGGAAAGGGCGUACGUCUUGUGUUCUUGACGUCAACCAAGGCACCCGCCAUCCAACAGCAGCUCUCACUUAACGAAGUUGUUCGAGCAAGGCCGAAGGGUGCGGACAUUUGCAGCGCUAUAAUAAGUGGUCGUGCAUUAUAUUUUACCGCACCGCUUGUUGUUUGCUGUCUGAAUAGGACGACCAUAGACGACAGACAGGCGCCACGGCUAAGUGGCGCGCUCGAUUAAGGUCAGCGGUAACGAAAGCGUUGGUCAGGCAGCCGGUUACUGGCACGAAGCAGUGGCUUUGUAACGGGAUGUUUUAAAGGUACAUCUAACUAGAAACACAAAAUUGGUUUCGUAUUGAUAGAGUACAAUAUACUUCCAAUACUUGAUUCGAAUUUCCUUGUCGAUUAUUGACUCCCAAACAACGAAGGCCAAGCUUCGCUUUUUUUAAUUUCGCGCCGAAGCCGUCGCGCCCGUGACGUCUGUGUGACGUCAUGUUCGCGUAUUUGCGCAGUUCUAGCGCAGGAAAAGUUGUCUGCAUCUCCCCGAGCUUUUGAAACGAUGCCAAUCGAGCCGAUGCUGCCCUAAUCCAUGACGUCACAGGAAGCUGGUGCUGGUUUUUCAUAGAGGCGUCGCCACCCUUCUGUUUUGCUUUUGCGUCCCUUGCUUUGCAGUGUCUUUCCUUGCACAGUAAAAACGGGCUACUUGAUAUUCCUGACGCGUGCUCUAGCAACAUUUCGUAAUGUCUCUCUUCUGCAUCCUUUUAAGCCUCGUGUGCGCUAGUUAUAAAGCACGGGACAAUAUAUUUUGGCCAGAGAUUUGUUUGUGCAUGACACAAGGAGAAAUGAGCUUUCUUGAGCGUCGUUGCGCAGCAAGUCAUAUCACCUAACUAGCUUCCUCUAGGCGUCAAAAUCGGCUCACCGCGUAAGUCUACCGCGGAAAUCGUGAUAAAACGGUAACUGGCGGGUCGACCACGUUGGCGCAUAUUGACUUUCCAGGUUCUGCAUAAUCGCAACUCGGGCCUCGUCCUCUUCAUCUUCUUCUGCUUCACUAUUAUCUUUCCAGCGGCCGUGGUCUACAACAUAGGGCCAUCGGUUUUUGACUAGUUAACCUAAGUCUCCCUCGCUAAGCACGGUAACGCCAGCGUGGUUGAUGUCCCGAUUGAUAUUAUGUUGGAGAGUGGGCAGAGAGAGAGAGAGGGGUGGCAUAGAGGAGCACGGUGGCCGUGCCUCUAGCAGCGAUUUCCCGUCAUCAGGCGCGUUAAUACCAUGACCCUCCGAGAUACACGCUAUGCGUCGAUAGUGUCGGAGGACAUUCGUUACCGCAUAGCCUUUCCCGCCAGGCACAAGCUAUAGUGUCCCUGUAUACAGAAACAACAGCACAAAUCAACCCGAUAUACGCUCGGCACAAGCUCCACCCGCAGACGCUCAGUGCAAAAAAAAAAAAGUGCGGUGCCAAUUCUGCUCACUGUCCAUUUGGCGAGAGCGUGACCAGAAGAGAACUGUAACGUUGCGGCAAGAGAACGUGUGUGUGGAUGUCUCGAUAGAUAUAACGUGGCGAGUGGAAGUUGCGCAGUUGUGUCGUACGAAAAGUGUGCCCUGCUGCACAUAACGAUCAUUUAAGCAUUGCAUAUGUGCACGUGUGCAUGCCUGUCAAAAAAACAAAGCUGUGUAUUAGCGCGAGCAUAAAUUAUUCUCCGAAACGAAGCAGACGAGACCCACGGGACAGCAUCGCGUUUGCGCCACUUCACAGGCUGUAAUACGGCACGACACUAUGUCCUAUUAUGCGCCGCGUCUCUUUUAACAUUCCUCUCAAGGACUGUUCCGUUUGUGUUGUGGAAUCAUGGUUUGAUUCCUCUCGAGGAAAGAAGCGAAUGGGAGCAAACGUAAACGCCCUUUAUAUGAGACGAGUCUCCCUUCACGGGGAAAAUUAUACGUCUAUUCGCUGCAAUUGAGACCCGGAUGUGGUAAAAAGAUAUUGUUCAUUUUAACGAAAUGCGUCUAAAAAAUUGCUCUCGUAAUCACCAUACUAAUUUUAUGCGCUGCGUUACGCGAGCGAUGGAUGCCUGAGCAACGCAUGCUCGGCACAGACAAAACAAGCGUAGGGAAAAAGCAGACGCGGCAGCAAUCACGUAAAGUGCAGCACGCACCACAACACGAAGCGGUCCCAACGUGUCUACGAUUCUGAUGUGUAUAUACAGUAUAUAUUUAUAGACAGUUGCACGUGAAACGUCCAAGAUCUAAAGAAGAAACGCGUCCAAAUAUACAUCUAUUCGUUUUUUUUUAUUUCUGCAGUUUGCCUGUGCAGUAAUUACUUGCGCGCAUAUAUGUUGUUGCAUGCGUAUUCUACGAAUAACGGCUGCGAUAGUCGAGCAUAUAUUUUACGAAGCUGUGCUAUUUGCGCUCGAGUUACGUAAAGCUAUAGUUGUUCAUAUUUUGGGAGCGUGCAGUUGUGAAGGUUCAGGCUUUCAGCGCCGUGCAUAUGAAGAAUGCCCUAUGUAGGACUUAAAAAAAAGGAGGACCAAGGCAUGCGCAGAGUGGUUGAUAUAUAAUGAAGAUCGAGAGUCGACGAAGUAACGCAUCGAAUGAAGUUCCCGAUUAGGUGUAGCGAAUUCCAGCGGAUUAAACUAAUUUUGGCGAUAUUCAGCACAGAGCGACCAGCCAACGCCCUCCGCGCCCGAGAGGUGGCGCUCGCCGCGCAAGCGCUGCUGGCGAGUAGACAGGGAUCGAGCAAUGGGACCGCUGCGGACGAAAUAAGCGAGCACAGGCGGUGCACUCGAGUAAGCUCGAACUUGUAGUCGACGUGGGGGACAAAACACCGGCCUUAACGGCCGGACGUGGAGCGAGCAGAGCAACAAAAGAACGCGGUCAGCUUCCGUAACUUGACAACGCUGCGGCGUCGUUGGCAUAACAUGAGUACUUAACCGGUUGACCACGUUGUCACUCAGGCUGCGCCAUUGAACGCCAGAGACGCAGAAAAGUACCUGCAUAUCGUUCGGAACCCAUCGUGCGGAGCGCUCCAUUUGCGUACCGAGGUGAAAUGCGUUAAACUUACGGGCCCAAGUAAGGCCGAUUUCACGGGCACUUAUUGGAAUAUAGCUCUGCUUUACAGCCUGCUCGAGCAGUUGACGAGGUCGUUAAUGUACAGGAACACGUCGAAACACAACAAAAAUGGCAGCCAACACUACGUGCCCUGCUCCCCCGCCUCUCGAUCAUGUGCGUGUGCUUCCAUGGGUGUAUGCUCAAAGCGUUGACGUGAGACCAUGGCGUCAUUACGUACUGUCACCUGCAGCGGGCGACCUGUAAUGUGUAUCGGCAAGCAGACAUCCAAGAUCGUGCAUUUAAAGCCGACGAGCUACCUCUAAAUGACAGGUGGGUUUGCCCUGCUUAUAACUGCAUUUUCAAAGGUACGUAGCACGAAUCUCUCUCGAGACCACUUGCCCUCUCAUUUGCACAGUCGUACACAAUUCACUAGCUCAUUCUAAAUAGCACGCGCCGUUGGCAUGUGUUCGCGAAAAUAUGGAGCGAGCAUGCGAAUCCCUCAGAAAAGGUACAAUUGAAAUUGGGUGCCGCAGUUUGAAAUACAAGUGUGGGAUCCACUGCGAUGUGCCUCCACAUUUGCGCAACAUUACCUCUUCCCAGGAAAGAUAUGGGGGAAAAAUAAUGGGAGGCAAUAUCGCGGGCUUCUUGGUGCCAGUGGCGUAACUAGGUCGUCUGGCACUCGGGGCCCAUAGGUCUUCUGUCACCCCCCUCUCCGGGUGUAGCCGGCGGAAAGAGGGGUGCCUUCAGACGUAUGACACCCCCCCCCCCCCCUCGCUGGCCCCUUGCACCCGGGGCCCACGGCCUCCCGGCCCCCCCUGUUGCUACGCCACUGCUUGGUGCGACUGUGCAUCAUUAUGGUUAUGCUGAGCCUGACGAAUGUGAUCCCCGAUUAGUUAGUGCACGGAAUAACAGCACGUGGCUACCCCAAUUGCACUCUGGGAAAUAGUGCCUGAGCUUCUAUAAAACGAGCCUUACAGCAUGCAGGGGAGCUAUAAGUGUAGGCAUGUGCCUCUGCGCAUCACAUGUGCACAGUGACGCUGGAAUCCCUGUCAGGCGAGCUGCCAAAUAUGUCUGUUCGUACUGCACCUGCCUUAUUGUCAAAUGGCUCAGGAGGAAAGUGCUAGUAGGCUAUCGGAACGCUUACCGCUCUGGUGCAGUAGAACCUCGAUGUAACGUAUUACAGUUGAACCUUCAAUAUAAAACUUCAAUGUAACGAAAUUCUCCAUAUAACGAGGUAUUUACCUUCAUAACAUCUUGCCCGUAGAACACUGUGCAUUUAGAACCUCCAUAUAACGAAGCGCGUUUUAUGCGGUUUCAGUAUAACGAAAUUUCACUGCCGCCGGAAAGGAAUGCCGAGACAAUGGAAACUUUCACGGAAGCACAUGGUCAGACGAUUGAAUUACAAGCGGUCUUUCAAAACGCACCUCUCCAAUCGCGCACAGCGCGCCAAGGGCGACCGCCGAGAUGGAACCGCGUCAUGUUUUGUAUGAAGUCCGAGUGCUAUAAGGUCCUAUCGUGCCCCGCCCAUUGUGUGCUUUAGGCGAGAGUGCGAAGGUGAGACAAGAAAGAUAGUACGUGGCUUCACGAGUGCCAUCUUCUCGCGUGAGCAAAGGGAAAGAUGGGGAGGGGA